AUGGCAGAAAUAACUCCACGGAAAAAAGUAACCAAGAAUAUUAUAUAUGCUUGUCGUUGUUGCAAUGUAGAUACAAACACACACGAGAUUCGUUUUAACUUGUUUGGACAGAAGUCUUUAAAUGAAGGCUUAGUCGAUGCUAUAAAGCAACUUUCUGGUAUUGCGGUGUCUGGAGACGACGAAUUAUCACAUUAUAUUUGCCGAACCUGUGCUCGGAAUAUUCCAAUCCUUAAUAAAAAGGUCACCGAGUUUAAGAAAAAAUGCGCGGAAACUGCUAAGGCUCAAAGAGAACAGUUUUGUUCAAUACGCGAAAAGCGCGGACGAAAGGACGAUUUGGCAGAAACUGAAAAAUCACCUCUACCUCAGCAGGCAAGGAAAAGAACAUUUGUGGAAAAGCGUGUUGCGCAUACCAGUUUAGAAGAACGUUUUAGUAGAAUCGCCCCUAAACCAGGGCCAUUGUCGUUACCGGCCCCUUUACCAACGUUCACAACCAUCUACGAUCUACUUGGUGAAGAUCAAGUUCCACAUGCAAACGCGCAACCUAAGCAACACCACUCUACGCUGCCACAACAACUACCUCUGGCCGAAGGGCUCGCAAUUAUUUCCGAAAGUGGUCUAUUAGGAAUUAAGGUAUGCUUCAAAUUUUCCAUGCCAUGAUAACCUUGGCCGCCGUAUAUGAUAUAUGCUUUUACGGAGUAUAGGAUAUAUAAAGCUUAAGUAACAUAUAUAAAAUUAAUAGUUCUAAUCCAGACUGUAGCAAGUUAUAACUACCAGUAAAUUAUAUUUGUCUAUAACAGGAUAAGGGAACGGUGACAUUAUCUUCAUCCCAGAAACAAAAACUACUGGACGAGAUUAUCAAGGGCUCUCCGACCUAUUUGGCAAAGGCAGUUGUGGCCGUAGCUCCAGUAAAGAAUUGCGUGUUCGAACUGUUUUUGAAAAGCAUUAACGAACAGUGCCAAAAGCUUUGCGUAAGGUCUAAAGGAAAUCCAUCCGUGCUACGUGUGACCCGAAAAGAUCACAAAAGCAUCAACACCUUUCAAUGGAUUGACAUUUUGAAAGAAAUGAAAGAAAGGGCGCCUAAUGUACUGGAUGUUUUGGCAACGAUUGCUGUUCCAAAGGUAAAAGAAAAUGGUUCUCAACUUCCUCCGUUAUGUAUGGCAAUGGGAAUUCUGAUGAAUACCAGAUUCAAGGAAUUGUCCUUGGUACAAAAACUGACGUCAGUUACCCUUGGUGUAGGGGGAGCAACUGAGAAGGUAAGACGUUAUUGAGUUUCUCACUCAUUGGUGAGGGGAUUUCCCAACAGGCUGUUGCCCAGUUGAUAAUGGAUCCGAUGUUGGUAGGAAAAAUAAGGAAGUCUAAUAUCUCAGAAGUAAUUAUGUAGAUAAAAUUUGGCACAAUUAUGGUAUCCAUAAGAGCACAUAAGGUGCAUGGCUCUAUACAAUUUCUUGAAAAUUGUAAAACACAUAUUUCAGACCCUAAAUCUUGUAGAUUGAUUAUUCGUUUGAAAGAUGAAACUAACAGACUUGUAUACAGCAAGAUUUGGGGAAUCUGAGGCCCUUACAAAAAAGUGCGUUACUGGCGUUGCUAUGGCAACAAUUUAAGUUUUCUUUUAAUAUUAGUAGUCAUUAAGACAAUUUAAAAAAAUUCUAUCGAUCCAAAAAAAUAUAUUAAGAAUAAUCAUAUCUUCUUCGUUUGAAAAAGGUUGGAUCGACAUAAUUUUUUUUUAAAUUGUCCUAAUGACUACAAAUAGAAAUUGGGGAUUACCAAAGUUUUUUGUUACAAAAAAAGUCAGGAGUAAUAAACAUUUUGUUACAAAAUAUAUCGUAUCUAAAGCUCCUCAUUUAUAACCACUCAGCUAUAUAAGGUACAAAUAACGUAAUUGCAAACAACUAUAUUUACCUAAUUUUGUAAUGUCCAAAAAAUAUGUUAUUUGAAUGAAUGUUUUAUAUCUCGCAAAAUUCAAUGAUGCAUUUUAGUGUUUAUAUUCUGGUCUAUGACAACUUUGAUUUGUUGUAAUCGAACGUUUAUAAACGCAUACUGCAUGGCCAUGGGACUACUUUAUUAGUUGAGGGAAUCUUUUACAUUAUAGUACGUAAUUGUAUUUUGAUACCAUAGACAUUCCAAAGGUUGAAAAAGCUGGGAAUAUGCCAAACCAGACCAAGUUAUCGCAAUCUCAUUGAUGACCUGGGUGGUAACUUGAAGCAAGAUAUACGAGACCUUUUGAAAACCGAAGGAAGACCUCGGAUCGUGUUUGAUAAUUUCGAUUUUAAGAUCCUCGCCAACAUUAUCCUCCCUAACCACCGUAACUCGGACAUGCACUGGAUAGCACAUUUCCUAACCUUCGAUCGAAUACCCUCCGACCAUCUUGAUGACACCAAACCCUUAGUCUCCGAUAUGAAAUUGUUUGAAAAUAAAGAAUAUCUGUUAGAUGACGAAGAGCUCAAUAAGAUGAGGGCAGACUUUUCUAUUUUGGUUUUGAGAGUCCUCGUGCAAUUCUUUCCCUGUUUGAAAGAUGUGAAGGACGAAGUCAUUCAACAUAUUCCACACAGGUAAAUUAAAUCUCGUUUCUCUUCUUAUUUGCCUUGUACAUAAUACACAAAAAACUAACAUACAGGCUGUUAAAUUUAGUGUCUCUUCCAUAUAAACAGAAAAAAUUCCCUUAAUUAAACGUUUUCAGUUUAACAUAAAAUGUCUGUUAGAUUUUUAACUAGUUUUAUUGAAUUUUUUAAUAUCGAAAUGGGUACAAUACAAAUAAUGGAUGUUUGUGAAUUCAAUGGUAAGAAUAUUUCAUGAGGCGAAGGUUGGAGCAUUCCAUAAAAAUUUAAACUAAUGUUAUUCCGAAAAAAUUGUGCAUUUUGACAACACAUUUAUAUUAAAAACGGUAUAUUUCGAUUGAUCUUUCGAUUCAUCACCGUGUAUUUUAAAGAUAUGACGUAUAACUAUAAAAGAACAUGUGCUUCAUUGCAUGGUCAGUGAUUCAUUAUCACGUGCAUAAAAAUGUCAUAAAAUAGAAAGUAAAUUUCAAUGGACCUUUCCGGUAAUUCAACUUAGGACCACCUUAAAUGGAAUGGAUUUUAAGUUUGUUUCUCACAGGAUAUGGCCAUGCAGAGGAGCAGAACAUUCUUCUUCAAUACGUGCAUCAAAAAUAAUUUUUGAUUUUGGUCAAUAGAUGUGGAAAUAAGCUAAAACACGAAAACGAGGUUGAGGGGCCAACAGGGGUCAUUUUAAGUUUUUUUUUCUCCAUAUUUAAUAGUCAGAGUCCAAAAUUCGUUUUUUUGCACGUCUUGACCAAGGAUGUUCUGCUUCUCUGACCACAGCCCGUGAGAAACAAACUUGUAAUCUAUUCCAUUUAAGGUGGUCCUAAGUUGAAAAGAGUGCAAUUGUGACGUAAUUACCGGAAAGGUUUAUUAAAUGUCACAAUAUAAUUAAACAAUUUAAGGUUAUUUUCUGUACAUUUUUAGAUUCGCAGAGGAAAUGUCAAAAAAGUCAGUGGUAGUGGGACUUCCUAUAGUUCCAUACAACCAGAACAAGCAAUCUGAUGUCUGCAAGUAUCUAGAAUACGUGCAGGACUUUUGCACUGAUAUUUUUAAACCCGAAGAGGAGAGUCAUUCAGAAUCCCAUCAAGAAGAUCCGUUGGUCAAACUUCAUAACAAAGAAAGAACACUUAAAGGAAUCAGUGUGCCUUUGGGUGGCGAUUUGCUUGGUCGAGAGAGAGUGUCUGGCGCGAAGAGGGCAAGACUGGGUUGCGAUCAUCGGAUUGAAAGAUUUGAGUACAUCGUUGAGAAUGUUGCACAAUGGCAUACCAAACAGUCAUUCCUUGGGGUAUGUUAUAGAGCUGUUUACACUUGCAAUUUUUGUUGCGAUUUCUAGUGCGAUAUUCCUCUUAUGAUGGAUGUGAACGAGUAAAUAAGUUAUGAAUGUUCUGAAUAUAUGUACUCUCAUCUACACAUUCCUAACUUUAUCUACUCGUUCACAUACAUCAUGCAGGAGACGAAAAUCGCAUCUAAAAUCGCAGCAAAAACUGCAAGUGUAAAUGGGCCUUAAAAUUUUAAACUUGUCGUAUUUGAUAAUUUUUGUAAAAGGUUAACAUGAUAGCGAGAUAUAAGUCACUUUGUCUGAAAUAUACAGCAUGAGCAUGCAGCGGUAUGAUGUCUGUGAGAACGAGAAAGAAAUUCCGCUCAUGAAGGAGGAAGUUUAUGCAAACCAAGGGAAACUUUUAUGCAAGCACAACAACGUACUUUUGAUUUAUUUUGAAUUAUCUGCAUGCACGCUAAUUUAUGAAGGUUCCGCAUAUCAAUUUGUAUGCGUAAAGCCCCGAGUGCAUGAACGACUACGCACAAUAAUAUAGCUAUCCCCACCUAGAGUAAAUCAAGUUCGCUGGUAAGUUCUCAAUGGUUUAAAAGGCAUUAUUCGUUGCCAUAAUUGCAUGUAUUAUAAAAUGCAUCUUUUCGUUUACAGUAUGUAUGGGAACAAUUAUUCCGCGCCGAUGCGGUUUCAGGAAGAGAACAAGGCACAUUAUAUAAUUUGCGACAACAAUUCCGUCUCACCAACGUCUAUACAAAGGUAAAAAAGAAUUACAAGAGUGCGGAACACCUUAUGUUGUCGGCGACGAAAGCAUAUCUGUGCGAAGCUUUUAUGACAUGGGCGGGGUUGGAUAAGCUCGAUGGAACACCCACAAAAAUAAGCGUGCCUUCAAGCGAUAGCUCGGACGAGGAAAAGAAAUCCUUCCUUACUGCCACGAUUGGUGAAUUCGUAGAUCUGUACGUUCUAACCGAGUUUGAUGUCGAGAAGAGACAAAGAGAAGAGGUGGAAAAAAGAAAGAAGGAACUAGGAAAAGAGACCACAUCCCUUCGACAACUGAAAAACGGCAAGUAUAUAUAG
Molecule: messenger RNA, 4881 nt
Organism: Paramuricea clavata
Lineage: Eukaryota; Metazoa; Cnidaria; Anthozoa; Malacalcyonacea; Plexauridae
Source: the annotation of a GenBank genome assembly